This is a messenger RNA of Theobroma cacao (cacao), 2160 nucleotides long. Its product is annotated as pumilio homolog 15-like. Gene Ontology annotation, molecular function: mRNA binding. Gene Ontology annotation, cellular component: cytoplasm. Gene Ontology annotation, biological process: post-transcriptional regulation of gene expression. NCBI's taxonomy places the organism in Eukaryota, Viridiplantae, Streptophyta, Magnoliopsida, Malvales, Malvaceae. The record is from RefSeq and is a predicted model, not a curated record.
UUUUGUUAUAAAUACGUGCUUUUAAGAUCAACCUCAAAGCCCUUCCAAAAACUCUCUUCUUUACGCUCCUCUCUCUCUUUCUUUAUCUCCCCUUUUAAGUUUUCUCUCUUUGUUUCUUGGUUUUGAUGGAGCUAGUGCACGGUAGCCCUUCUUUUUUCUCUGAAACGCCGUUUUUGGCUCCGAUUUGGCGGUCACCCGAAAGCUGUCUCCCUUUUUCUCAUGACAUACAACCUAUGCUUCCAGAAACUUCCGUCCAAAACAACCCUUCUGAUCAAACCCUAGAAUCAGCCUUUUCUCGUCUCAGUGUGUCAACUCGGGGGAAUCAAGAGUUAGGCUAUCCGGGUUUUCUUGGUGGUGAAUAUUUGGAGGGGUCUGGGAGUGGCAUUGGUGGUGGGUUGGCAAGAACAGGACAAGAGAGAAACAAUGCUGUUGAGGGUUUGAAUGUGGGUUUUGAUGGGGGGAUGAUGGUGGGCCCAGAUAUUGAUAGUUGGGAUACUUUCAUGUCUAGUUCAUAUCAACCCUCCAAAUUAAAUGGAAAUGGGUAUUUGCUUGAUUCAAGAAGGAGUGAACUUUUCAAUGAAUUCUCAAUAUUACCCUCUUCCAGUCAAAAUAGAUUCUUGGCUGGUUCUGCUGCGGCUGGUUGUUGCACAAGGGCUUGUUGUUCAAAAAACAGGAAUGUAAUGAGAUCUAGUUUUACUAAUAACAAUAAUAAUAAUCAGAAUAAUAGUAAUAGUUUUAGGAGGCCUCAUUGGUUACAGGAGCCUUUGAAUUGUUUGAGGCUAGGGGACUUGAGGGGUAGGAUUGUGGCCUUAGCAAAAGAUCAAUAUGGAUGUAGGUUUUUACAAAGGGCUGUUGGCGAAGCUUCAAAGGAGGAAAUUGAUAUGAUUUUCAUGGAGACUAUUAACCAUGUGGGUGAGUUGAUGUUGGACCCUUUUGCAAAUUAUGUUGUUCAAAAAGUUGUGGAAGUGUGUAGUGAUGAACAAAAGAAUCAGAUUCUUUUACUGGUUACUGAGGAUGAUUUUCGGCUUGUUAACAUUUGUCUCAAUACUCAUGGGUCUCGUGCUGUACAGAAAUUGUUGGAGAAACUUACUACUCAUCACCAAAUCUCAUUAGCUAUGUCAGCUCUAAGCGCUGGUGCAGUUGCAUUGACCAAGGACAUGAAUGGUCAUCGUGUGAUCCAAUGUUGCUUGAUAAAUUUCUCCGACGAAGAUAAUAAGUAUCUUCUGAAUGAGGUGGCGUAUAACUGUUAUCAAAUUGCAACAGAUAAAAGUGGGUGUUGUGCUCUGCAACAAUGUGUUGACCACUCUAAGGGAGAGGUAAGAGCACAUCUGGUUCGCGAGAUAAUAGCAAAUGCUCUACACCUAGCAGAAGAUCAAUAUGGCAAUUAUGUGGUGCAACAUAUACUGGGAUUAAAAGAUCCACAAAUAACAGAAAGUCUUCUGAGGGAGCUCGAAGGGAAUUAUGCAUCUCUUUCCUGCAAUAGGUAUGGAAGCAAUGUUGUGGAGAAGUGCUUGAUUGAAUCGGGAGAACAGCAGUCUACAAGAAUUAUAAUGGAGUUGCUUAGAAGUCCCACUGUAUCAAGGCUUCUUGUCGACCCCUUUGGAAACUAUGUUUUCCAGUCUGCUUUGUCAGUUUCUAAGGGCUUUGUCUACAAUGCUUUGCUGAAUCUGGUGCGGGUUAACUAUCCAAUGAUGCGCAGCCAUGUUUAUGGAAAAUGGGUGCUUAGAAAAUUACACAUGUACUUUUAGAAAAUUACAAAAGUAUAACAUGGGGAGAUAUGCUAAUAAGAGAUUUUCACUACAAUCGAUCUUAGGCAUUUCUUUUUCCCCUCAAAAUCUUCUACCACAUUAGGAUUAUUGUGGAUUUACUCAGAUUAUAGUUGAUCUGAUGCCUCAUAGUGUAGGAUUAUUGUUGGUGUUGUAGUUUGUAGUCUUUGUUGGCUGUCACAUGAAUCCCUGAGUUAUGCUACACUCCAUGUUUGGAUCUUGAAAGCAGCGGAUACUCUGCAGUUGGAUACAGAAAUUAUGAAACUUGAUGUAUAAUUGUUCUUUUGGGGAUUUGAAAGGGGAUAAACCAUAUUUUGAGGUUUUCCCACUUUUGUUUGUCCUACAAUGUGUAUCUAGCAUUUUUUUUUUCUUCAAGGGCAUUGAGUUAUUCUAA